Messenger RNA from Ostertagia ostertagi, 360 nucleotides. NCBI's taxonomy places the organism in Eukaryota, Metazoa, Nematoda, Chromadorea, Rhabditida, Trichostrongylidae. The record is from the annotation of a GenBank genome assembly.
AUGUCGAUCACCGCAGUGUUUGGCCAGAUCCCGUUGCGAUUUGUGGAAGCAACCAUUUCCGGUGAUGUUCGACCUCAUGGAAGGCACCUGUCAGAGCUUGAAAACGAUAUGAGAUCUAUGGGAUUCGAGGAUGAUCCAGUCAAAUCCUGGAAAAAUGAGGAAGCUGAUCUAUCCUAUCUCAUGAAUAUGCCACUGAGUCGUCUGACCGUGGAGGAAGUGGAUAAACUCAAAAAUCAGGUACAGAAUAGCCGGGAUAAGCUAGACAAGGUUGUCCAGACAUCAUGGCAAGAUUCUUGGCUUGCAGAUUUGCAAGCUUUGGAGAAGGAAGCCAAAAAUUCGCUGCGGUACGACUCCAAAUGA